Messenger RNA from Vicia villosa (hairy vetch), 1958 nucleotides. RefSeq lists its product as uncharacterized. The coding region runs from base 144 to 1649 and encodes 501 amino acids. The record is from RefSeq and is a predicted model, not a curated record. NCBI's taxonomy places the organism in Eukaryota, Viridiplantae, Streptophyta, Magnoliopsida, Fabales, Fabaceae. The transcript has 3 exons. Gene Ontology annotation, molecular function: acetylglucosaminyltransferase activity.
ACAUUUUUUUCUUUCAAAAUUCCUAACUUUCUCGUAAUUCCAAACUUCCUUUACUAUAUGACUCAUUCAUUUCCAUCUUUCAAACUUUACCAAAUCUCAAACCCACCACACACCAAAAAAAAAAAAACCCAUUUUUCUAAACCAUGAAGAACACUUUCAAAGAACAAGAUCACCACAAUCACCACUCAUCCAUAACCUUCUCAAAGCUCAUAACCUUUCUCUUCCUCUUAAUCUCAAUCUCAUACCUUUUCUAUUCCCUCAGAUUCGUCACUCAUAGCUAUAAUUGUGAAAGUAACUUACCUCAUCAAAACAACCAAAACCUCCAAAACCCAGACAUAUUACCCAUUAUUCAUAACAGCCACACAAAUUUCAAACCGCAAACAGAAAACCCAUUUCGAGAACAACCUACAAACAUCUCUCACAUAGUCUUCGGAAUCGGGGCAUCAGCGAAGCUAUGGAAGAAGCGAAAAGAGUACAUCAAACUCUGGUACAAACCAGACCAAAUGCGCGGCAUUGUUUGGCUAGAACAGAAAGUAAAACCAGAUCCUAAAGACAAAAACCUGUUACCCGUUAUGAAAAUCUCCGAAGACACAACGAAUUUCAAGUACAAGAACUCGAAAGGUCACAGGUCAGCUAUAAGGAUAUCCAGGAUUGUGUCGGAGACAGUUCGUGUCGGGAUGAAGGAUGUGCGGUGGUUUGUAAUGGGGGACGAUGAUACGUUUUUUGUUGGGGAGAAUUUGGUGAAUGUGUUGAGGAAAUAUGAUCAUAAUGGGUUUUAUUAUAUUGGGAGUUCUUCGGAGAGUCAUUUGCAGAAUAUUUAUUUUUCUUAUAAUAUGGCUUAUGGAGGUGGUGGGUUUGCGAUAAGCUAUCCUUUGGCUGUGGCUUUGGAGAAAAUGCAAGAUAGGUGUAUUCAGAGAUAUCCUGGUUUGUAUGGCUCUGAUGAUAGGAUUCAGGCUUGUAUGGCUGAGCUUGGGGUUCCUCUUACCAAGGAGAAAGGGUUUCAUCAGUUUGAUGUGUAUGGGAAUCUCUUUGGGCUUCUUGCAGCCCAUCCCAUUGCACCAUUGGUAUCUCUCCACCACUUAGACGUAGUGGAGCCCAUCUUUCCGAAUGUAACCCGGAUCGAAGCCCUAAAGCGUCUUACGGUGCCCAUGACUUUGGACCCGGCCGGACUCAUCCAACAAUCAAUUUGCUACGACAAAUCACGGAAUUGGACCGUAUCUGUGUCCUGGGGCUACGCGGUUCAAAUUUUCCGUGGCAUUUUCUCGGCUAGAGAGAUGGAGAUGCCGGCAAGGACCUUCCUAAAUUGGUACAAGCGAGCCGAUUACACUGCCUAUCCGUUCAACACACGUCCCGUCAGCCGAAAUGUUUGUCAGAAACCGUUUAUUUAUUACUUGUCUAAUGCAAUACAAGAUGAGGAUACCGACGAGACUGCUAGUCGAUAUGUUCGGGUUCAAAAGAAUCCGGAUUGCAAGUGGAAAAUGGAGGAUCCAACUCAAAUCAAAGUGGUAACAGUUUAUAAAAAAUCCAACCCGCAUUUAUGGGACAAGUCUCCAAGAAGAAAUUGUUGUAGGGUUCAAGAUACAAAGAGGAAAGGAACAAUGGUGAUUGAUGUAGGGGAAUGCAGAGAGGAUGAAGUUGUUGAAUUGUAGUUAUAGAGCUCCAACUUGCUUGUUGAUAGUUCUUGACUCAAUGAUUUAAUUUAUAUAUAUAAAAUUGUUUACAAUUUUUUUUACUUUCUGAUUUCUUUUUGAGUGGUAGAAGUCCAAAUUAUUACUUUAUUUUCUACUUUAGAAAAUUUGUAAAUUUUUUACCUAAAAGUUCAGAAAGAGACAGAAGUCAAGUUCAUUCAAGUUAGAUUGGGCUGUGCCAAACUUAGUGGAAACUUAUCAUUCAAGUUUCAACAGUCCAACUGUUACUAUACUUUGAUUUGUAGGUCAACUAUGGUGGACAUGAGCUCA